UAGUAUGAGGCUCCCUUCCCACCUCAGUCAUUGGCUUGCUGGCUCCCUUAUGUGAUGAAUCAAUGCUUUCAGAACAGGGGCUUCUCAGUGACUGCGGGAACAAUUACUUCCAAAUGAACUCGUGCAUCUUAGCAGGGAGCGUUCAGACCACACCCCAGGUCUCUUCUGGUGAUUCUGAAGCCAAACCUCUGAUCUUCACAUUUGUUCCCACUGUCAGAAGACUACCAACCCACACUCAGUUGGCUGACACCUCUAAAUUUCUUGUUAAAAUUCCAGAAGAACCAAGUGAUAAGAGUCCAGAAAGUGUAAAUAGGUCUAAUUCCAAUGACUACUUGACCUUGAAAGAGAGAGACCAAGGGACGUCGACUUAUCCUUCAGAGGUCAGUGAGACAAUUUCUCAAGAAAGGGAAAUUAAAGCAAACACACUUCAAGGCAUGCAGCAAAGUGAUCUCUUCAAAGCAGAAUAUGUCUUUGUUGUGGACUCUGAAGGAGAAGAUGAAGCUACAAGCAGAAAAGGUGAACAAGGACCCUCAGGAGGGACGGUCAGCACAGCCACUCGGCCUAAGUCUCUAGCCAUCUCUUCCAGUCUAGUCUCUGAUGUGGUGCGUCCCAAAACACGGGGAACUGGUCUCAAAGCCUCAUCAUAUCCUGAAAUGGCUCAUGGAAUGGUCCCUCAGCAAAAGCAUGGACAGUUAACUUCUUCUCCCACUACCUCUGAGCAGCUUGCCUGUAAACCACCUGCUUUCUCCUUUGUUUCUCCAACUAAUCAGAACACACCACACGGCCCAGUUAACCUCGACGGAGACUCUGUCCUAGAGGAGUACCACGCUAGGAGGCUGGAUGUCAAUGGGGCCGUGGUGCAAGAAUCAGCUACGUAUUUUCAUACUACUGCUCACUCUUCACCCUUUCCUGCAUCGAAGGGCACCUCCUCGACGUUUCCGCUUCCCCAGUCCACUCAACUGUCAGGUUCUAACUUAUCCAGUCCAAGUGCAGCCGAUCAAAAGCCUGGACUGACGUCUGAAGUCCCGAAGAAGACGACUUUAACCUCGCAUGUCCUUAGUCGUGGAGAAAGUCCGAGAACCUCUUCUCCUUCACCAUCCUCCGGUGCUUCUCUGAAGUCGAAUCCAGCCUCGUACAUCCCAGUCCGUAUCGUCACCCAUUCACUCUGUCCAAGUCCGAAACCAUUUCCCUCCUCUUUCCACGGCUCAUCUUCCACAAUCUGUAGCCAGACGUCAUCUAGUGGAAAUCUUUCAAAGGCAGGCGUAAAAUCUCCGGUGCCCUCUAGGCUGUCCCUUCUCACGGCUAUUCUCAAGUCAAACCCUUCUCACCAAAGACCUUUCUCCCCGGCUUCGUGUCCCACCUUCUCUCUCAACUCUCUGGCCUCUUCCACGCUCACACUUGAUCAAAAAGUAAAGGAAACCCCACCCACACCUAAAAAAUCUCUCUCAAGUUGCUCCCUAAGAGCCGAGUCUCCAGACAAAGGGGAACACCAGGUUUCUGAGCUGGCCAAGCAAUCUUUUCGCUUACCUUUUUCCACCAAGUCUGGUCCCCUUUCUCAGGUGCCCUCCCUGUUUCCUACAAAACAUGUUGAUAGCAGUAUUGUUUCCUUGGAUGUAGAGCAAACACCCUCAUCCACUUUGAAGAGCAAUACGAUACUCUCCCUGCUACAAACCAAUACAUCGAGUUCUGCAGGUCUUCCUCCUGUUCCACCAAGCUCCUCUUUCUCUUCUUUGAAGGGCAAACAGGAUGGUGACGUCAGGAGUCCAGAAAAGCCCAGGGAUAUUUACUCACACCCUUCCACAUUGGCCUCCUCUGCAUUAUCUUCUGUAACUCCUCCUAUUAGUCAAAGAGCCAUGCUCUCACCUGCAGAUAAAUGUUUCCAUCCUUCCCCAGCUCUUUCAAACCUGAUAAACAGAUCCCAAAAAGCAUCGUAUCAACUAUCUGGCCAGAAACUGAAUCCUUCAACUCUUCCUUCACUGCCUGUUUCCACUGCUGGUUCUGCCACUCUUCCUAACUUGGGGUCCUCCUCCCUUCCUCGUGCUAAUCCGCCCACCCAGGAGCUCCAGCUCAGUCCCUCAGCACUGCACCCAAAUUGUGGCAGUGGUUCCUUGCCUUCAAGACUUGGGAAAUCUGAAAGCAUCAUAUCCAACCACAGGUCACCUGUUUCGACCUUGUCACUUCCCAUAGCUCUAACAAGAACUGAGCAGCCGAUUUCACCUUGUGCAUGGUCUAUGUCAACAGGCCCUGAAAAUAAGAAGCCCAAGCAGUACAAGACCAAGUCAAGCUACAAGGCUUUUGCAGCAAUCCCUACAAACACAUUGCUUUUGGAACAGAAGGCACUAGAUGAACCAGCCAAGACUGAAAGUGUCUCCAAGGACCACACAUUAGAGCCACCUGUGGAGUUUUGUUUUCCUGCACAGCUCAGGCAGCAAACUGAAGAGCUCUGUGCUACCAUUGAUAAGGUCUUACAGGACUCUUUGUCUAUGCAUUCUUCUGAUUCUCCUUCAAGGUCCCCACAGACAUUGUUCGGUUCUGACAGAAUCAAACCUCCUACAACUCUACCAAGAGCAGCUGGUCGAGAAACCAAAUAUGCCAAUCUCUCUUCACCAUCACCUACAGUAUCUGAAAGUCAACUGACCAAGCCUGGAGUAAUUCGCCCAGUACCUGUAAAAUCCAGAAUACUACUGAAAAAAGAAGAAGAAGUCUAUGAGCCCAAUCCUUUCAGUAAAUACCUGGAAGAUAACAAUGACCUCUUUUCUGAGCAGGAUGUGACAAUCCCUCCCAAGCCUGUUUCACUCCAUCCUUUAUAUCAGACUAAACUCUAUCCUCCUGCUAAGUCCCUGCUGCAUCCACAGACCCUCUCGCAGGCUGACUGUCUUGCCCCAGGACCCUUCAGUCAUCUGUCCUCCUUCUCACUGAGUGAUGAACCGGAGGAUUCUCACACCCUCCUUAGUCACAAUGCAUAUAACAAGCUGAGUCAUCCAAUGGUGGCUAUUCCUGAGCAUGAAACUCUUGAUUCCAAAGAGCAAUGAAGUUGGAACAGAAGCUGAAAACACAGGCUGCUAAAGUUUUUUGGAAUGCUGGUGCUAACCACUUGCUAGAUUUAACUUCUAUUUUUUCAGAUUGAGCACUCCCUUUAUGAACUGCAGUGCAGCAGCAAAAUUUAAAAAAAAGUUUGCUGCAGUAAUAUAGCAUCACAGUAUUCUACUAACAUCAGGCAUAGGAGAGAUUUACCUACAGCUUCUUGCACCACCGUUCAAGCCUUUAAUGCCAUUUAUUAAGUUGACUGCAAUACUAACAUGCCCCUAUAUUUAGCAGCCAAAUAAAGAAGAAUCAUGGGUAAAUAGAA
Molecule: messenger RNA, 3349 nt
Organism: Carlito syrichta (Philippine tarsier)
Lineage: Eukaryota; Metazoa; Chordata; Mammalia; Primates; Tarsiidae
Gene: MLIP
Product: muscular LMNA interacting protein
Exons: 14
Coding region: 63-3032 (989 amino acids)
Biological process (GO): negative regulation of transcription by RNA polymerase II
Cellular component (GO): PML body; sarcolemma; nuclear envelope
Molecular function (GO): transcription corepressor activity; lamin binding
Source: RefSeq, a predicted model, not a curated record